GAGAAAGCGGUUUGCAAGAACGAGGACCGGAGCGCUGGGGCGAAGAGGGAAGGGCAAGAGCCGAGAUAGCCGGGCUAAAAAGCGCCCAGCCAGCAGCACUAGCCCCAAUCGCGCGCCAUCGCCCUUUCUCCGCCAGGCGGCAUGAGCAGCUGCGACGCCAAGGACUACCUGACCAGGAGGGAGAUCCCGCAGCUUUUCGAGAGUUUGCUGAAUGGAUUAAUGUGCUGCAAACCCGAUGAUCCCGUGGAGUAUUUGGAAAGCUGCUUACAAAGAGUAAAGGAGCUGGGGGGAGCAGAAAAAGUCAAAUGGGAUACUUUUGUCAGCCCAGAAAAAAGGUCACUGCCUCCACUUAACGGCAACCAGUCAAGAAGAGCAUUUUUCAGGAAUGUGAUGCCUGACAACCCCAACUUUCCUUACCGGAGGUAUGAUCGACUUCCUCCAAUUCACCAAUUCUCCAUUGAGAGUGACACGGAUCUCUCAGAAACAGCUGAACUUAUUGAGGAAUAUGAUGUGUUCGAUCCAACCAGGCCUCGACCCAAAAUCAUCCUAGUCAUAGGUGGACCUGGCAGUGGUAAAGGAACCCAGAGCUUAAAAAUAGCAGAACGCUAUGGAUUUGAGUAUAUCUCUGUGGGUGAAUUGUUAAGAAAGAAGAUCCAUAGCACAAGCAGCAAUCGGAAGUGGAGUCUGAUUGCUAAGAUAAUUACAACUGGGGAAUUAGCCCCACAGGAAACCACAAUUACUGAGAUAAAGCAAAGGUUAAUGCAAAUUCCUGAUGAGGAAGGUAUCAUUAUUGAUGGAUUUCCACGAGACGUUGCCCAAGCUCUUUCCUUUGAGGACCAAAUCUGUACCCCAGAUUUGGUGGUGUUCUUGUCCUGCUCAAAUCAACGGCUACAAGAACGCCUAAUGAAACGUGCCGAACAGCAGGGGAGGCCGGAUGAUAAUCUGAAAGCUACACAGAGACGCCUGACUAAUUUCAAGCAGAAUGCUGUUCCACUGGUCAAAUAUUUCCAGGAAAAGGAUCUGAUUGUGACUUUGGAUGCUGACAAAGAUGAGGAAGAGGUCUUUCGCAACAUAAGCCUGGCUGUUGACAAUAAGCUGUUUCCCACUCAAGAACCAGGGCCAAGUCCAUGUGAAGUUGACCUUAGUCUCGUUGUGGACCCAGGAGAGAUUCCUGAUCAUGAAUUUAACUUUGAAGAUCAGGCAUAUGAACAGUCAUGUGUUUGCAGGCCUGAAAGUGCAG
Messenger RNA from Protobothrops mucrosquamatus (brown spotted pit viper), 1240 nucleotides. It is a transcript of the gene AK5, whose product is annotated as adenylate kinase 5. Lineage: Eukaryota; Metazoa; Chordata; Lepidosauria; Squamata; Viperidae. The transcript has 9 exons. The record is from RefSeq and is a predicted model, not a curated record. Gene Ontology annotation, cellular component: cytoplasm; cytosol. Gene Ontology annotation, biological process: nucleoside triphosphate biosynthetic process. Gene Ontology annotation, molecular function: nucleoside diphosphate kinase activity; ATP binding. The annotation marks the transcript as partial.